This is a messenger RNA of Symbiodinium natans, 8697 nucleotides long. The record is from the annotation of a GenBank genome assembly. NCBI's taxonomy places the organism in Eukaryota, Dinophyceae, Suessiales, Symbiodiniaceae.
AUGGAGGAGCUCCUUCAUUGGCAUCCGAACCGCCGGACACCAAUGCACCUGGCCGCCCAGUACCAGUUUCCGGGCCUGGGGUCCUUCCUCGUCCAGAACUUCACGUACUCCGCCAGCGAGCACUGCCUUAAGCAGGACUCGGACAACAACGUCCCCUACCAAAUUCUCUGCCAGGCGAGGAUCCCGCCGGACAGCGAGCUCCAUCGCUUUAAGAACCUCCUCCUCUUCGAGACUUGCCGGCGCUUCUGCGUGGAGAGCUGCUCCAAGUCUGAGCAGACGAGCGUCGCGAACGACCAGAAGCUGCGCGAUGUGGAGAUCAUGCUGGUGGAGGAACUCCGUGGCCUGGUCACAAUGAAGCGAAAGAAGGCAGAGAUCUAUUUCAAGAAGGACUUUCCUCGGAUUACCUGCGAGAACAUGCCCGGCAGCAUGCAGCACAGCCUCAUCCACGUCUUCGCGCACUUCGGCCAGCGAAAGGUUCUGGAGCAGCUCUUCGACACGGAGAAGCUGUACAAGGUGAGCUACGCGAUGACGACCGAGGACCUGAAGCAUAUGCAGAUGCACCACAAGCUGAAGCUUCUCUGCCUCACCUCGCGAGAAGAUUCGCCUGCGAGGUAUCCGCUGGGCUGCGCCAUCCUCCAGGGGCAUCUCAGCACGUUCCACUUCCUCUUCAAGCAGGCACUGGAGUUGCAGGAGUACUUCACCGAGGUCUCGGCCGCUGAGAACUGGCCGAAGCCGGCCUGGGGCCCCGAGCUCCACGCCGAGUUCCUCCACAUGGUCCAGGAGAGCCUGACAGCCUUGGCCUCCGUGCCCGUCAAGUCCGAGAAGCGCCGGGUGACGACGGCUGCGGAGGACAGCGCAUGUCCCAACCACUGCUGUCUGAGGCCAGAUCUCACGGUUCCACCCGAGCCGCUCCGCGCCUGGGGCAGCUUCACGAUCUACGACGACAGCAGAUCUAUGAGCCUGGCGGAAGCAAGCCGAAAGCCUCAGAACAUGCUGCAGCUGGCCUGUGGAAAGUGGGAGGGUCUCCACCUCCCCGAGCGAGUUGUCCGACGCCUUGUGUAUCACAAAGUCGACUAUGCCGACGGGAGGACCACGGAGGUCAGUCGCCAUGCGGAGCCCACAGACGUUGGUGAUGGGGUGCGGCUUACAGCGAUCCGCAUGCUGCUGCAGGACGCCGCCCAGCAAGACUCCGGGGCUUUGCAAACGAAGCAGAGGCUCUUCUACACGCUGGUCCGGUCGGCCUUGGAGUGUAACUUCAAGGAUCCCAUCGAGGAUUUGGUGGGCUUCUUGGAUGAGCCGGAUGUCUGGUCUCCAGGGGAGCGGUGUCCCGAGGCUCUGCACGACCUCCCUGGCUGGGUGCAGCAAACGACGAAAGCACUCCACGACGCCAACUUGGACGGCUCGCGCUUGGAGUCCUCCGCGCUCCGCCAUCGGCUGCGGCUUUUCUGUGGCUACGUGCCCAAGAACCCCGACAACCAUGACCAAAGGUACAACAAGGAGAGCCUGCUUCAUGUGGCGGCAUACGCCUCCAUCCGGUACAACAGUGCUGUCUCGGUGCGGCUGGUGGCCAUGAUGUCUGUGCUGGUGGACUUCCCCGCCACAGCCCACUACAGCCGCGAAAGCUCCAACUUGCAGCCGCCACUGCGCUAUGCCUUGGGGACGCCCCUGAAGCAGACGGACGUGGACGGCGGCAGCAGCCACGCCGAAGACAUGAUCGGGCAGGGCACGCCGCACCAGAAGGCCAUCAUCCAGCUCCUGCUCUUCGAGGACUUCGUCUAUCACGCCAUGCGCAACACCAGCAAGUCACAGAGUGGGAUCCUGCAGCCACUCCACGACCUCAUCGAGGACUUCUUCGACUCACCAGAGCUGGCACGAGGCCUGCUGGAAGAGGUCCUCAAGGAGACGCAUCAGAUCCGCUUGGAAGGCCAGGUGCAAACCAAGACGGUGCUGCACAUCAUCGGGCAGUUUGCAUUGACGGCUGAUUUCGCCUUCAUCUUCCGUCAGCUCCCAUCGCGCGGACGAUACUUCGCAGCCAUGUUCCAUCAAGCCGACUCGAGGGGCUUCACCAUCAUCCACUACGUGGCUGAGGGCAUCAUCUCGCAGGCCAUUCAAGCCCAGGCGCAGGCUUCGCUUCGAGACAAGGAGGCGGGCGCAGACUCCCCCAUGCGCGCAGCCUCCUUCGCAUCCGGUGAGGAGAUGCUGCCCCUGGACACGGAGACGGACCCUGCGCCCUCGCGCGCCGGCGCCGCGGCCCAUGAGCAGCUCUGGGCUGCAGUGAGGCAGCAAUGCUCUAAAGGUGAGCGGUCCACAAACGAGCACGACCGUAUGAUGCUGGUGCUUUUGGGACUGCUGGCCAUCGAUGACAAGGAGGCGAAACUGAAGCAGUUCUUCCGCCGUAUUGAGCACAUUGAGUGGAAGGAGUCGGAGCCCCGGGACGCCGUAAGCCGCGACGUGGCGGUGCACCGGAGGGACGUCCUCGCCUGCUUUCAGAAGGAGCACCUAGACCGGAAUGACAUGAAUGAGCUGCUCCGGCGCUUCGGGUCCACCACCCUCAAGGGGGACCUGGUCUUCGGCUGGUGCGAGAUUCUUCCCCAGCAGCAGAAGAUUCGCACCCUCUGCAUCGGCGUCAACGCCGAAUCCGUGAAGCAAAAGGACCACGGCAUCCUUGGUGGCGCUGUUCGCUGGGAGCUUCAGGAGGGCUCCCCUUUGGUUGUGGACAUCAUGUUCAUGCGGCGGGUUUGCGGUGUCGCGUGCGAGCUCCACGCACAGGGUGACACUGAGGAGGAGGUGUCCCUUGAGAUCGCAAGCUCGCAAGACAACGCGAGAUGGACUUCGGUGGCUAUCGCGGGAGCAAGCUCAUUGACUGCUCACCCAAAGGCGGCGAGCCUGCAGCUGCAGAAGAUCCACUUUCAGAAGCCGGUGGACGCAAGGUACUUCAAGAUCUCGGUCCAGCCGCCCUCGAUUUGCCAGCUUUGCGUUGGCUUGGUCUUGGAGUACAAGACGAAGAUCGCUUGGCAGAAGGUCGGCCCUGUCAAGUGGCUGCCCCCAGAGAUGCUCGAAUCCUGGAAUGGCCCAGACGGGGGCAGCCAGUCGCUUCUCUACCACGCAGCACGGUUGGAGCAUCGGAGCUGCCGCAGGCUGGUGAGGAUCUCGGAGUACAGCGCCUUCGGGAGGGAGAGGAAGACACCCUUCGAGUUGAUGAAUCCCGAUUCUGAGCUGCUUGCAGACCUGCUCGUGCCGCACUUCCAGUUCCUGUGCCGGGAGGCCGAGGAAUCUCUGGAUGAAGGCCCGCGGGACGACGACCAGCUGAAUAGCUGGGUGUCGGUGCUCGAUAAGGAGAUGGAAAAGUUCUUCCGGGGCCUUCCUUACCGGCACAAGCAGGGCGUCCUUACGGAGGCUUGUAACUACCGGGACAACAAGCGGACCGUCUUCCACUACGCCUCCAUGUAUGGCCUGCACGGGACGCUGAAGGCCCUCUUUGACGAGUACAAGAGGUACGACGACCACCGGCACUUCUUCGACAAGGAGAACAAGUCAGCGCUUAGCCUGGUCUGCAAGGAGCUGCUGCGGCUCUUCCCGGCCUGCAAGCAGGAGAUCCAGCGGUGUAAGGAGGCGAUCAGCGAGGACCUCCAGCCGUGGGUGGAUCAGAGGCAGAAGUCGCGCCUAAAGAGCAUGGACACCCAGGAGGAGGACUUCGCCCGUGAGACAUUCCACUCUGCCGCCGCGGCAGGAAACCUUCACUUGUUGAAGAGGUUGAUGGACAACUGGGGGGUAGAAGGAUCGGACCGAAAGCGGGUCGCGAAGAAGACGAACGAGACAGGCGUCAUCACGCCGCUGAUGGCUGCGUGCAAGGAGGGAGAGGUGGAGGUCGUCCAGUACCUUCUGGAGAUCCUCAGCCCCCCCGAGGGCGAGGACAAGCCCCGGCUGAACGCCGACGCCUGGAAGGAGAUGUGGAAAGUGGACAUGGAAGGCGAUUCUUGCUUCCACUUGUUGGCGAGGAAGCUUUUUGAGAAGGCCUCCUCGGACAAUGCCUCGGCGGUCAAUCUCAUGGUUCGCCUGCUGAGCAGGGACUCCUGGCGCGGCUUCGACUUGCCAAAAGCUUGGGUUGUGGCUGGGGCCGGGGCUGGCGAGAAGACGAUGAUGGAAAUCCUGGCCACAAAGCGGGGACCUGGCCUGGACAAGGUGAUGCAGCUGGCCGGCGGCUUGGCCUCCAACUGCUUCGACCUCCAUCGCCAGCGGUGCCUCUUCGCCGCAAGCGAGCAUGGCAACCGAGUCUUCGUGGAGGCCAUGAUCCAGGAGGACGACGACGCCGUCACGCACUGGAUGGACUUGCGCAGCCCUGCGCACGAGUCGGUGCUCCAUGCGCUGGCGCGUUGCCGGAACUACGAUGCCAGUGUGGAUCUCUUUCGCUUCUUAGAAGCCCGGGCGGAGAUGCAAGGGAAGGUCGACAAAUGGCAGGAGCUGAUGCUCCAGCGUGGGGAUGCGAAACGGUCGCCACUCCACUGGGCGGCCGAGACUGGCAAUGCUGAGCUGAUCCGCACGAUGUUCCUGAUCAAGCAGUCGCCCAAGGACUUCAAGGAGUGGUUGAACGCCAAGGGUGUGGAGGACAAGUCGCCAAUUGAGCUCUGCACGGAUGCGGACGCGGCAGAGAGCCUGUUCUGCAGUUCGCUUGUCUUGCCGGAGGACCUCAAUCAGCUGGCCCCGUCCGUCGCUGUCCGGAUCUCGCAGCUCCAGCUGCAGGUGCACAUCACUUUGCACACAGACCACGCCGAUCGUCCUGAGAGGUAUAACUACUUGGUCAAGUCCUUCAGGGACAAGGUGACCGGCAAGGAUCUGCUGCACAAGCUAGACACGGUUCCGAAGGACAAGCUUACCGAAGCCUUGAUCAUAAUGCAGAACACUGGCGAUCCGUAUCAGUGCCCACUGCUCCAUCUGGCGGUCUGGCUCAUGCGCCGGAAUUGGGUCAUCUUCCUUUUAGAAGCAGACGCAGACCCGCUCAAGAAGGACACGGCCGGAAGAACGGCUGUGGACAUCGCCUUCAUGCGGUCGGGAGAGGUCCUCGAGAGCGACCCUGAGGAGUGGAAGGGCAGCCGCAGCCAGGAUCUGGAUGUGGGCGACGACGUCUUCAUCAACUCCCGAAACCUGCAGGCCAGCGGUGGGAACGAGAUGAUCUGUGCCAAAGUCUCCGACUGGCAGCUGGGGCAAAUCUCGGAGGGCCGCCUCCCACCCGCGGACGACGAGGUCGGCGGCAUGGGUGACUUCAUCUUCGCGGACCUCCCCAUGAGGGAGGUGGACUACUCGGAGGAGAGGGAAGGCGCGCGCUUGCAAAAGCGAGACGAGGUCUUGCGCUGCCGAGAUUUUUUCUACCACACCUCAAAGGUCUUGGAGCUUCUUCUGGAGAAGAUCCACCGGAGAGGUCGGUUGAAAGAGUGCCUGGCCAUCGAGGAGGACCGCGAUCCGUAUGGUGAGCCUCGCGGCCUCGACCGGUUUCUGGAGAGAGCCGACCAUCACUCGUGGUGGAUCCAACUGAGGAAAGAAUUCGUGAGCCAGAGCUUGUUGAACUUCUUGAGCCAAGCCUAUGACAUCCGAGACUCCAGGGUGCCAGAGAUACUCCUCGCCUCCACGCGCUUGUGCUCCAGCGACAAGCUCAAAGACCUGCAGCCUGCCCAUCGCCCGAAGAAGUCUGGCGGCUCCGUCCUGUCACUGGCUGCCUGGUGUUUGCAGAACAACACUGGCAAGCACACCAACAACUUGGUGCAGUUCGUCCACAAGAUUCUCACCUGCUCAGACCUCCUCGAGUGCGAUGAGGGACUGCUGCUUGAGCUCCGGGCAACCGGCCACGAACGCAUUGAGGUGAAGAUCCGCGAGCAGCUGAUGGAGCAAAAGCUGGCCCGUUUCUCUCAAGAGCCCCGUAAGAUCAGCCACGUCAUGGAUACUGUGGGGGGCUUGGGCACCAAUCUGCUGGAGCUGGUGGUGCAGCACGCCAGUCACUACAAGAUCUUGAAGCUUCUGCAGCUGCUGACAGACCCUGGGUUUGGGCUCUUCUCGACGCUGACCACUGCGGACUCGGAGGCCUUGCGCCUGGAGAUCCACAGCGACCAGGGCGCACACCGCUUCACCCGGAGCGGGCCGCAGGAAGGUGCAGCCGGUGCAGCGGGCUGCCUGCUUGUUGAGGAACUGGCAACCGAUGCGUCGGUGGUGGACGACCGGCAGAGGUGGCGCUCCACACGAGUGAAGGGUUUGUGGCUGGAGAGGGGCAGCGGGGUCGUCUACAUCAUGCUGCAGACGGGGAUCCUUCGCAUUCAUCCGCCCGCCAACCUGCGGCCUCGGAUGCUCACGAAGCUCUUCUCCCUGGCCCGCGGCCUUGACCUCCACAGCACACCCCACCCUGUGAGUUUGGCAGGGAACAGUCUUCUGGAGCUGGCUGUGGAAAGGGGGGACGCUUCCAUCGUGAGGCUCCUGGCAACACACUUAGGCUUCGGCUCCAUGUCGGAGCCCUCACUGUCCACCAUCCGGAUCCCUGGAGGCGAAGCGACGCCUGGCCAGAAGGAGGCGCUGAAGUCCAACAACCUCUUUGGGAGAAAGGCGGCCCUUCUGGAGAGCAGCUCCAAGGACGUGAAGGCCGCAAGUUGGCUCUUCGGCGAUGUCUUCAUGCCGGUGGAGUGCGGGAAGUGGUGUAGUUAUCGGGUUGGCACCUGCCGGCCGCUGCAGCGGACCUACUUCGAGGUCCGCGCCAUCGAGAUUGGUCGGGGACUCCAUGUGGCCUUCGACGAGGGGAAAGAGGAAGCGGGGCGUGUUGAGAUCGUCAACCUGCUGGGCAUGGAUCAGCAAGGCCACAUCUACACGCCUCUCCCUCCACAUGCGACACCGCCCAGCGAAGGGGUGAAGCUGUGGCAGGCCCUCAGCUCCGACAGCUGGGCACGCGUGCGGGGUCACUGCUGGGAACCUGCAACUGGAUUGACGGUCGAGAUCGAAGACUUGAGCCUUCCAGGGCAUGCUCCCGCGGAGGACGAAGCGGAAACUGAGUCCGCCUCAACCAGUUGGGGCUUCCAAGUGACCCUCCAGCUGAAGCGUCAGGGCCCGCCCGAGGUACUGGUCAAGGACCAACUCCCAGAGAAGAAUGCCAUCGUGUGCUACGACGGUGAGGUUGGCAUGGUGAAGGAGGUGCUGGAGGACAAGUUUGUCUGGAGGACUUUUGCGGAUGGCUCCUGCCGUGAGAUUGCGCUUGGGGAGGUGUCGGAGUCCAAGCCCCUGACGCUGGCGGAUGGCUGCAGCUAUGUUCUCAUCUCUCACAUGGACUCCUCCGAGGUAGCCUUCUACAUCGAUGCUGAGGGCAUGAUCUUCGACAUGAACGAGGAAGAGUGCGGGAAGCUUCCAUUCUACGAAGAUGGCAAGCCCCUGCUUGCCAACUACUUGCUGAACUCGGCCUGUAGCAUCUUGGGCACGCGAGAUCACCAGGCAGCGGACAGCCCCGGACCUGCCGACCAGAGCCUUCUGGCUCUCUUUCGACAGGGCAUGCCGUGGCUUAAAGAUGUUCCCGAGAAGAAGUGGCCCAUGGCUGUGUUGUACCAGCAAGUAGGCACGCAGCUGCUUUCGCAGAGCUUGGUGGAAGAUCCGAGCACUAUGUCGACUUCAGGCCACCGGUGUCCAGGGCACCACUUCGGCCUCCUGCGCUACGAGCUCCAGGGUCGCGCGACGAAGGCCAUGUUGUGCGGCACCUGCCCCAAUGACGCACCAAGUGGCCAGGCGAUCUAUUGUUGCCCUGCGUGGCGCGACAACAAGCGGAGCGGCGGUUGCUGCGCCAGUUCCCGCUCCACUUACGCCAGGUGUGUUUCGUGCAUCGAGAUAACGGAGACCACGAGCGAGACCGAGAAGCAAAGCAAGUACACCGCCUUUCUGGAUGGGGCACCGGUGAUCGCUGAGAAGGAGGAGGGUCUGAGGAGUUGCAAAUGCCUUUGGGUGAGGCUGCCGGAAGAGGAUCUCGCUGGCGCUUUUCUUGAGUGCACAGACUCUGCGACCAACAGGACUGCCUUCCUAAUGGACGAGCCGGGCAUCAGAGCCGGGGUGUACAGCCGGGACGGCACAUGGUAUCUUUGCCGGGAGCCGGACAUGGAGAAGCCCCAGAAGGAGUUCCUGGAAGAUCUGCUGGCAGGCCGCCUCACCCCCCUGGCACACUGCAGGUCGCUGCAGGGCAAGGAUGAAGAGAGCGGCGAGGCUGGCGAUGCGUCCAGCUUGGAGAUUUCGGAGUACAAGAUGCGGGCAGUGAAGGUGCACUUCAACAUCGCCCCCGCCAAGAAUUCCUGGCUGCACGUUGCCACCAAAGGAGGCGGCCUUUGCCAGGAGCUUUGCCGGUCGGCGGUGCCGCUCCCCCGCUGCCAGAAGCACGACCUGCCCCUUCUGGGCCGCCACUGGGAGGAUGCGGUUGACGAGAUCCCAGGCUUGACUUGCACAACGUGCGAGAAGGAUCUGCGAGAGUAUUCGAUCUUCUACACCUGCCAUGCCUGUGACCAGGAAGAGAUCGCCAAGGGCUUUCUGAGCUGCGAUGGCAAGAACGACGACGGAGAGGCUCACCGGCUCGACUUUGCGGCAAUUUGGCCCUGGAAGGAAGUCUUGCAAGCUGUGAGCGCCUCGAGCCUCCAAAAGUGGUCAAAUACCUCCUUCGCCCCCGGCGGAUGGUGGAGUUUCUGGCUAAGGUGA